Molecule: messenger RNA, 1694 nt
Organism: Phascolarctos cinereus (koala)
Lineage: Eukaryota; Metazoa; Chordata; Mammalia; Diprotodontia; Phascolarctidae
Gene: CD74
Product: CD74 molecule
Biological process (GO): immune response; positive regulation of peptidyl-tyrosine phosphorylation; positive regulation of type 2 immune response
Cellular component (GO): membrane; cytoplasm; cell surface
Molecular function (GO): MHC class II protein binding; macrophage migration inhibitory factor binding; cytokine receptor activity
Source: RefSeq, a predicted model, not a curated record
GCAAGAUCUGAGUUGGGUAUUUCCAACUUGGACUUUCACUUCUACUAACUGGGUGGGUUGGCCUUCCCCCUGAACGAAUCAAAUUCUUCUUCAGCAUCAGUUUGAAGGGCUGGUCUGGGUGUAUCAGGGUCAGAGAACCCAGGGCAGCAGAGGAAGUCAGACUAGCAGCAGCUGAAGUCUCUGUGAGGGGUGAACCAGCUGCAAACACCAUGGAGGACCAGAGAGACCUCAUCUCCAACCACGAGCAGCAGCCCAUGCUGGGAGGAAGCGCCGGAGGACAACAACGGUCCUGUAACCAGGGAGCCUUUUACACUGGCUUCUCUGUGCUGAUGGCCUUGCUCAUUGCUGGCCAAGGUGCGACCAUCUACUUUGUGUACCAGCAGCAGGGGAGGUUGGACAAGCUUACUGUCACUUCUCAAAAUCUACAGCUGGAGUCCCUGAAGAUGAAGCUCCCUAAGCCUUCCAUCCCAAUGAGCAAACUCCGAAUGGCUGCACCCCUGCUCAUGAGGGAACUGGAGCCCGAGACCCUCCCAUCUAUGGACUUGACCAAGAUUGGAAAUAAUACCGAGGACCAAGUGAAGUACCUGUUACUGCAAUCUGACCCCAGAAGGUCUUUCCCUGAGCUGACCAAGAGCUUUCAGGAGAACAUGAAACAACUCAAGAAAAACAUGGAAAGCAAGAACUGGAAGAAUUUUGAGAACUGGAUGCACCAGUGGCUUCUGUUUGAGAUGAGCAAGAAGCCCAAUGAAGAGAAGUUUGAAGAAAAGAUCGAGCCUUCUCAGAAAGUUCUGACCAAGUGCCAGCUUGAGGCCAGCUGUGUUCCUCCCGUCCACCCGGGCAAGUUCUGCCCCAAGUGCGACGAGAAUGGCAACUAUGAGCCCCUUCAGUGCCAUGGCAGCACUGGCUUUUGCUGGUGUGUCUACGCCAAUGGCACCGAGGUCCCCCACACCAAGAGCCGUGAUCGCCAUGACUGCCAUGGUCCCCUGGAUACUGAAGAGCUGAUUUCUUCUGGACUGGGUCUUCCUAAGCAGCAAUGAUCUAAGAGAAAUAAGAACUGCAAGGGCUAAUCAAACAGUCCCAGACCUGCAAAGUGUGUGGCUACCACUAGAAUGCUGAUCUGUUUACCCAACUCCAGGAUCCAUCCAUCUGUCCAUCCCUUCCUUGUCUUCUUCCCCUGACCCACUCAGCCAGAAACCCCAAAUCCCACUUUCUCUGGGGCCCAGGUUAGAUCCUCAACUUGAUACUCAAGAUUGAACCACCUGCCUACGAACAAGAGUUCAGGACAAAUCGACCUGCUCCCUUGACCCAUGACGGGGAAGUGAAUCCCCCUCUCCCCCCAUCCCCGCCCUCCAGAGCAGGUACCAAAUAAUCUACAUUUUGGGUUUCAGGGGAGAUGUCAUCAAGUCAAACAGAUCAACUUCCCUUCUCCUGCCCAAGGCCCUCCCUUCUUCCUUCCACAACCUAUUCCUGUUUCUCUGUAGCAGUGCCUGGCAACACCACGCUUCUUAAUCACAUUAACUGGGGAAAGGUGGGGAAGGGGGCGGACGUGUGGGCAAAUUUCUUUCCUUUUUCUUGAGUAUUACUGUCUAGCUUAUGCAUCUCCUUCACCCUUGUAAGAAAGGUAUUUUCAUUUGCUAUCUCAUCUGCUUGUAAGAAACAGAAGUUUCACAUUAAAAUAAGGUAGGAAACGGAAA